UUCUGCUGUCUUGGUCUGCACCAAUUUAAGUUGAGCGGUCAGUUUACGCCCAACAGCAGCAGCAACAGCAGCGGCGGCGGCGGCGGCAGCUUUCAGCACCAUGGAGAGCAACGUGGUGCACAUCUUCAAAGAGGACCGGUGUCCCUCGGGCCAGCCGGGGGAGUGCAUCCCAAACUUCACCUGGCAACCUUCGGAUAUCUUCAACUACACUGCCAACGGCACCUGGGAUGCUGAACCCGAGCCAAUGUCGCCCAUCAUCCCCAUCAUAGUCGCCGUUUACUCCAUAGUGUUCGUGGUGGGCUUAGUCGGCAAUUGUUUGGUGAUGUAUGUCAUCAUAAGAUACACAAAAAUGAAAACAGCCACCAACAUCUACAUCUUUAACCUGGCCGUGGCUGACGCCUUGGUCACCACCACCAUGCCCUUCCAGAGCACCGACUACCUGCUCAGCUCCUGGCCGUUUGGCGAGAUAGCGUGCAAAGUUUUCAUCUCCAUCGAUUACUAUAACAUGUUCACCAGCAUCUUCACCUUGACCAUGAUGAGCGUGGACCGCUACGUAGCUGUGUGUCACCCUGUUAAGGCCUUGGAUUUCCGGACCCCCGUCAAGGCCAAGAUCAUCAAUGUUAUCAUCUGGGUGCUGUCGUCGGCUGCUGGGAUCCCUGCCAUGAUACUGGGCAGCACCAAUACUAAUAACGGGACUACAGAGUGUGCUUUACAGUUCCCUGAUCCCUACAUCUACUGGGACACGCUGAUGAAGAUCUGUGUCUUCAUCUUUGCAUUUGUGGCACCGGUCAUCAUUAUAACUGUCUGCUACACUCUGAUGGUCAUGAGGCUGAAGAGCGUGCGGCUGCUGUCAGGCUCACGCGAGAAGGACCGCAACCUGCGUCGCAUCACCCGUCUGGUGCUGGUGGUGGUCGCCGUCUUUGUGGUGUGCUGGACACCCAUUCACAUCUUCAUCUUGGUCAAGACGCUGUCAACAAAUGUCCCCGAGACCACGGCUGUUAUGGCCGCCUACUUCUUCUGUGUGGCGCUGGGCUACACCAACAGCAGCCUUAACCCCAUCCUCUAUGCUUUCCUGGAUGAGAACUUCAAGAGAUGCUUCAGAGACUUUUGCUGUCCCAGAACACAAGGACAAGGUGACUGUCAUGGAGUGAGCCGUGUGAGAAGCACUCUGCGGGAUCAUUCGUGCCCUGCAGAAACUCGGGGAGGCGUAAAGCAAGCCAGGCCCGUAUGACUAGCCAUGGACAUGUCCUCUAUGCCCUAUCAGAGCUGGGAGGACUCCAAUGAGCUGGGCUUAACUCAAAUCACUACAGCUAUCUGAGAUAAAAGCCAGAGUCAGGGCCAGAUUUUUAGCUCUGUAUCCAGCACGUUGGUCAAAUAAGCCAAAAACAUGUUCACUUAAAAGAUUAGCCUGGUGCUAAUCUAUGUUUUAUUCUUACUACACAAAUCCCAUGAAAAGGCCACAACCAACAAAGAUUGGAGCUUCUAAUUUUCUGUACGCUACUCUGCUGCAAUGAAUGAGUCACUAAAGUUGCUAAAAAGUAUUAAUUCCUCACUAAAAAUAGUCACCAAGGAAUACACUUCAGUCGUGUUGGAGACCACAGAACACAGAAAAUAAAGCCUUAAAAGAAUGAACUGUAUGUAAUAGUACAUAGAGAUGACUUAAGUUUUUAAAAGAUGCACAGACAUGAAUAGGCUUCAGUUAAAGUUAUGUAAAAAAAAUUCUUGACAGAAAGAUGAACCUGUUGGUGGUUUUGGUAUUUAAGUAUAAAAGAGUUUAA
This is a messenger RNA of Pelmatolapia mariae (spotted tilapia), 1778 nucleotides long. It is a transcript of the gene oprk1, whose product is annotated as opioid receptor, kappa 1. Gene Ontology annotation, biological process: sensory perception of pain; G protein-coupled opioid receptor signaling pathway; neuropeptide signaling pathway. Gene Ontology annotation, cellular component: neuron projection; plasma membrane. Lineage: Eukaryota; Metazoa; Chordata; Actinopteri; Cichliformes; Cichlidae. Gene Ontology annotation, molecular function: neuropeptide binding; dynorphin receptor activity. The record is from RefSeq and is a predicted model, not a curated record. The transcript has 3 exons. The coding region runs from base 101 to 1231 and encodes 376 amino acids.